Molecule: messenger RNA, 5500 nt
Organism: Zootoca vivipara (common lizard)
Lineage: Eukaryota; Metazoa; Chordata; Lepidosauria; Squamata; Lacertidae
Gene: EPC1
Product: enhancer of polycomb 1
Biological process (GO): regulation of transcription by RNA polymerase II
Cellular component (GO): NuA4 histone acetyltransferase complex
Source: RefSeq, a predicted model, not a curated record
CCCAUGACAGAAAGGGUUAAAAACCAACCUCUGGCUACCAGCAACAAAUGGGGGGGGGAACAACAACAGCGCGAAUGGGCCGAUGGGGGCACGUGCCAGAAGUGAGGGCUCUGCGUGUCACGUCUGACACGCGUGUCAUAGGUUCGCCAUCACUGGCCUAUACAAUGACUACUGCUUAAGUUGUAAAGUAGUUUCUAGUGUGUUACAAUAAAUACCAAAUUCCUCAGGCCAGUUUGAGAUAGAUUCCCUUCUCCAGUCAACCCCAACAGAAUGUCCAACACUCAGAAGGAAAUGUAAAGUUUUGGAAAAGUUGGAAAGGUCGACGAUACUGCAAAUAUUUACUAUUACAGCCAUCCAAACUGCUUCUUAAUUACGAAAGCUGCAAAGAAGCACAGACUGUGUUCUGUUCAUAGCAUCUUCUCCCCAUCUUGCCUCCUUUCCUGGCUGGCUGAUUUAGGGGGAAAGGCUGGUGGUCCUUGGUUUUCACAACUACUAGGCUGGUACCGUUUCAGGUGCACUAUGAUAAAAGAUGUCCCCAAUAAAAAAAUCAUUUCUACACACAGAAAGUUAGGAUGUUGAAGAAAAGACUAGAUGGGACAAAAUCUCAUUGGCACCUUUGCAUGCUGUAUCUACGUUCGGGAAAUUACGUUUUUGAAGUGUGGAGCCUAUAAGACAGAGAUUGAAGUGUGCAAUUCAGCUGCAUUUUUUCCAGCCUAAAACUACUUAAAGUAUGCUACUGUUAAGUGAGGGAUGCAGCAGCUACUUCUAGGCAGCGGUGUGAGAAUCCCAUGCACUCACUUGUCAAACCUGUGACAGCCUAUCCAAUUGGAGGUGGCCGAAGAAUAAGUUUAAAAUGUAGCCAAAUUCAAAAAGCUUAAGAAGUGCUGCUGUAUAAUUUGAUGCAGUUAGUAGCAUAUAUCUCACAGUCAAGCCAUUACAAAGAAAGGGCUUCAAUAUUGUUAACAUGGAAGGUGGCGGCAAAUUUUUCCAAGGUGCAUGUUUUGUUGUAUGCAUCUCAUUCAUCCCUGAUGCAUUCUUUAAAAUGUGCGUGUGAAGAAAAAAUUAGGGAAAUGGUUUAAGUUCAAAAUUUCAGACAAAACGUUCCAAAUAACUGUAUAAUAUGCACAUCCAUCCCAAUUCCCAGUCAAUUCUAUAGAAUUUUUUGAUGUCACAGAGCCCCGGUCUUCCAGAGUAAAGAACAAAGUGACUCGGUGGAGUGUGUGUAGAGAAAUUAUGGUUUAGCGAUAAUACAGGGGAGGCUGCUGCUGCUGCUUUUUUUUUUUCAGCCCGGGCACUGUAGCCGAAAUAAUUACAGAGAAAUUGGGUGUUGUGCCCUUUUGCUCCUGGCCGGGAGCCCGUGCCUCGCCGUGUGCCAUGCCGCCCUCAGCGCGGAGCAGCCCGCCCUGUGCCGAGGGGAAGCUCUUCGCCUCCUUAACGCCUCGCUGGGGUUGAGGCAUCCCCGGCCACCUCGUGCCUUCCUCCAGGCGUCGGCGCCGUCCCUCCCCUCUCCCCAGUGUGGUGCGAGGGAUCUCCUGCGUGCGGCUGGGUCGGCUUCUGUGCUGCUGCUGCUGCUGCAUCACAAUGAAGGAGACUCCCAAGCAGUGACAGCUUUUGGGAACGAAGACGGGACCACCUUCUUCAUCAUCCCCGAGCAGAAGCAGUAAAAAAAAAAAGUGUGGGGGGGAAACCCGAGCGCUCCCGCUCGUUCGUCUCCGUGCCCGCGCCGCGCGCCCCUUCUCUCCCCCCCCCAGCAGCGCCGUGCCCGCGCCUUUGCGCGAUGCAGUGUGGGAAUGGCUGUGGCGCUGGGGUUGGCUGAAAGAGGCGGCCAGUCGAGGUUUAAUGUCCGCCAUGUUGGCCGUGGCGUAUUGAGCAGAGCCGGAGCGGCGGAGGAGAGAAAUCGGCGCCGUAGCCUAGCCGCGCCAGCCGGCGCCGCUGGGACCCGCCUCGGAGCGAGCCCCGCCCCGCCGCGGGAGCCCCGGUCCCUCCAUGAGAGCGCUCGGCGGGGUCCGGCUCUCAGCUCGGAGCGCUCUCGCUGCCUCCCCCCCCUCAGCUGGAGCAGCAGCCGCCAUAGCAGUCGCAGCCGCCGACGACUAACAUGAGCAAACUGUCGUUUCGGGCCCGGGCGCUGGACGCGUCUAAGCCGCUUCCCGUCUUCCGCUGCGAGGACUUGCCCGACCUAGCCGAGUAUGCCUCCAUCAACCGGGCCGUGCCGCAGAUGCCCACGGGCAUGGAGAAGGAAGAGGAGUCGGAACAUCAUCUCCAGCGGGCCAUUUCAGCACAGCAGGUAUAUGGCGAGAAGAGGGAUAAUAUGGUUAUACCAGUCCCGGAAGCGGAAAGUAAUAUUGCUUAUUAUGAAUCUAUAUACCCUGGAGAAUUUAAGAUGCCAAAGCAGCUUAUUCACAUACAGCCUUUUAGUUUGGAUGCAGAGCAGCCAGACUAUGACUUGGAUUCAGAAGAUGAGGCCUUUGUGAAUAAGCUGAAGAAAAAGAUUGAUAUUUCUCCUUUGCAAUUUGAAGAAAUGAUAGAUCGGCUGGAAAAAGGCAGUGGUCAGCAGCCAGUCAGCCUGCAGGAGGCCAAGCUACUCUUGAAAGAAGAUGAUGAACUGAUUAGAGAAGUAUAUGAGUACUGGAUUAAAAAGAGGAAAAACUGUCGAGGUCCAUCUCUUAUCCCAGCAGUAAAACAGGAGAAGCGUGAUGGUUCCAGUACAAAUGAUCCUUACGUUGCAUUUAGAAGGCGAACAGAAAAGAUGCAGACUCGUAAAAAUCGAAAAAAUGAUGAGGCAUCAUAUGAAAAGAUGCUUAAGCUGCGUCGGGAUUUGAGUCGUGCAGUAACAAUUCUAGAGAUGAUAAAGAGACGGGAAAAAAGUAAGAGGGAGUUACUGCAUUUAACACUGGAAAUUAUGGAAAAGAGAUACAAUUUGGGCGAUUAUAAUGGAGAGAUCGUGUCUGAGGUAAUGGCCCAGCGGCAGCCCAUGAAGCCAACUUAUGCUAUUCCUGUUGUUCCUGUUCCUAAUAGCACUCAGUUUAAACACCAAGAAAGUAUGGAACUGAAGGAAUUUAAAGUCAACAAGCAAGAGAAAGCGGACAUUAUAAGACCCAAAAGAAAGUAUGAGAAGAAGCCCAAAGUUGUACCUUCCUCGGCUACUGCUGCUACUCAACAGACAACUCCUGCUGCACUGCCAGUCUUUAAUGCUAAAGAUAUGAAUCAAUAUGACUUUCCCAGCUCUGAUGAGGAACCGCUUUCCCAAGUCUUAUCUGGUUCUUCUGAAGCUGAGGAAGAAAAUGAUCCUGAUGGUCCAUUUGCUUUCCGUAGGAAAGCAGGCUGUCAGUAUUAUGCUCCGAAUGUAGACCAAACUGGUGACUGGCCGUGGAGUACUCCUAAAGGGGGAACGUUAGGAGAUGAGCGUUACAGAUAUUGCUUAACAACUCUUACUGUACCCCAGCGGUGCAUUGGGUUUUCACGUAGACGGGUUGGACGUGGUGGAAGGGUGCUACUGGACCGAGCAUAUUCGGAGAACAACAGUGCAUUUUGCCAGCUGGAUUCAGAAAUGCUUUCUUCACAACUACACUCGUCAAUCAAUCAAUUUGCCAAUACCUCAGAAACAAAUACCUCGGACAGAUCUUUCUCUAAAGACCUCAGUCAAAUACUAGUCAAUAUCAAAUCAUGUAGAUGGCGGCAUUUUAGGCCUCGGACACCAUCCCUACAUGACAGUGACAAUGAUGAACUUUCCUAUAGGAAAUUACACAGGAGUGUAAAUCGAACUGGCACAGCACAACCCGGGACCCAGACAUGCAGUACCUCUAUACAAAGUAAAAGUAGCAGUGGUUCAGCACACUUUGCAUUUACAGCCGAACAAUACCAGCAUCAUCAACAGCAACUGGCACUAAUGCAGAAACAGCAGCUUGCACAAAUUCAUCAACAGCAAGCAAAUAGUAAUUCUUCUCCGAACGCUUCACAGCACCUUGCAACUAACCAGCAGGAAAGUGGCUUUCGCUCGAAUCUACAUCUUAGCCAUACUCUAGAGUGUUUAGAAGGGACACUACAGGGUUUCAUUUCCAAGAAAUUGGAUUCUGUUAGUGCUCAAUUUGCUGCUUCAGCGUUGGUUACAUCAGAACAGCUCAUGGGAUUCAAAAUGAAGGAUGAAGUGGUGCUUGGAAUUGGGGUGAAUGGCAUCAUUCAAGCCUCAGGAGUAUAUAAGGGCUUACACCUCAGUAGUACUACGCCUACAGCACUUGUACAUACAAGCUCGUCAUCAACAGCAGGUUCCACCUUGUUACAGCCUUCAAAUAUAACACAGACUUCAAGUUCCCACAGUGCACUGAGUCACCAAGUAACUGCUGCCAAUUCUGCAACAACUCAGGUUCUGUUUGGGAACAAUAUUAGAUUAACUGUACCCUCAUCAGUUGCCACUGCAAACUCUAUUACUACGCUCAAUGCACGACACAUACCUAGGACUCUAAGUGCUGUUCCAUCAUCUGCCUUAAAGCUGGCUGCAGCAAACUGUCAGGUGCCCAAGGUGCCAGCUUCAUCCUCCGUGGACACAGUACCAAGGGAAAACCAUGAAACAGAAAAGCCAGCACUGAACACUAUAGCAGACAAUACAGUAGCAAUGGAGGUGACGUAGUUUCCAUAGUAGUGGAACUUCAGCCUUUGGGAACUUGUUUAGGUGCUAUGCAUCAGUAGCAAUUUGAAUGCAAGGGAUGAUGGAAUGCAGCCUAUUGCAUUUCCAUGGCAGCUGUGGGGACUUGACAGCAAUGCACAUCUCUCAUGCUUUGGUUUUUCUUUUCUUACUGUUAAUAGGAAAGAAUCAGCAACUGUAAAUUAAGACUACAGCAAUUAUCUGUACAGUACUGCAUAUUUGUAAUACCCUUGUAUAUAUGUUACUUGAAUACAGAACUGUUCAUUUGUGAUGCUUUGCACUUGGGGAUGGGGGAGGGAGGGGAGGGAGGGAGAAUUGCAACAAAGUAAGAGUGUGAGAAGUGAGAUUGUAUAGAGAUGAAGUGUCAUCACAUCAUGUGCAUGGUGCGGAACCUGCUGUUUUAUCUAUUUAUUGUGCCGUGUUUACAGUUUUUUGUACACUGUACCUUCAUUGGUUCCUGUGCUGUAGUAAAUGUGUUAGGUAGCUGUGGACUCCUUGGUAUUUUGUAAAUGGUAUUAACAUAACUUGGUUCCCCCUCUGGGUCCUUGAGUUUUCUGUGUAUCAUGUGAAAAAUGGUGACAUACAUACAGAAUUUUUUUAAGGCAUCAGUUUAAAAUGGGGAAUGUACUAUUCAAUGGGAUCUUCCUGUUUUAAUAUCAUAAGGCAAGUAACAAGCUAAAAAUGAAGUCUCAUGGAUUCUACCAACAGACUAGCUCACAAACACGUGUGCAGUUUCUGGUACUUAAAGCACUAAAGUUAUGUUGCUGCUCUUCAUACAGCCCCCUCUGUUGUCCCAUUUCCUUGCACACCAAAAAAAAAAAAGGUGUCAAAUCAAGUAUGCAAAUGGAGUCCUUACAACUG